Molecule: messenger RNA, 762 nt
Organism: Coniosporium apollinis CBS 100218
Lineage: Eukaryota; Fungi; Ascomycota; Dothideomycetes
Exons: 3
Coding region: 1-762 (253 amino acids)
Biological process (GO): glutathione catabolic process
Cellular component (GO): cytoplasm
Molecular function (GO): gamma-glutamylcyclotransferase activity; glutathione specific gamma-glutamylcyclotransferase activity
Source: RefSeq, a predicted model, not a curated record
AUGCUAAAGAAGAACAGAAGCCUGAUAUGGAAGCCUCCACCCCACUUCGGUAUAGCCAGCUACUUCGAACCGCGCACGCAGUAUACUGAUACUCUUCCCCAGACCUACGCGUUCCCGGAUACAUUGAGGGCUAUGUUCGCCGAUUCUGGCAGUUUGGACCACCGAGGCACGCCUGAAACCCCUGGCAGAGUCGUAACGCUCAUUGACCGUGCACAUUGGGAGGCAUUGGACGACCACCACGCGACGGCCGGUGAGAAGGUUUGGGGCGCAGCAUACCACAUCCCAUCCUCGAAAGUGGCCGAAGUCCGCGAAUAUCUCGACAUACGCGAGAACAACGGGUAUAGUAUACAAUACACGCCCUUCCACCCUGCCGCCUCCACGACGCUUCCCGCCAACACCAAGGCACCGAUACACUGCCUAGUUUAUAUAGGCCUGCCCGACAAUCCAGUGUUCCUUGGUCCACAAGAGCCGCAACAACUAGCGGAGCAUAUUGUGACGACGAGAGGACCUAGUGGCGAGAACAAGGAGUAUCUCUACUCGUUAGAACAGGCGCUUGUGAAGCUUAGUCCAGAGAGCGGUGAUGACCACGUCAGUGAUCUAGUGCGAAGGUGCCAUGCGAUCGAGGCAAAGGCACGAGCGGCACCGAGCAGAGAGCCAUUGCAGCAAGACUAUCUUGCGAAGGGAACAGCGGCACAGGCAGAUUUCGGCAAUCAGCUGAGAAGAGUUGGUAGCACGGAGGAGCAAGAGGAAGUUGAGAAGUAG